GACAUAUUUUAAAUACAAGUAUUUCGGGCGGAAGAACCUAGCGUCUGCCUAGGGUAAGUUUGGGCGGCGGCGAAAUUUUUACGGCAACUGUCCGGAUAGGGAGAGUUUUAUCAGAGUUUUCUCAAGGGCAAGGCGUAGAUACAGGUUGUGCAACGGAUUGGUGAAGCAACAUUUAACCAAGGAAAACAAAAUUGGGGGUGAGGUCGAUUGGAGAUUUACACCACUCGGCAAUUUGAAAGCAGACGAGGUAAAGAGGUUGGCCAGGCUUCAUCGUGGGAAGGGCGAUCACUUUGCUAGGGCAUCUCCAAUAAGCGCUGAUCUCCUUAAACAAGAAAGGGACGACGGGUAAGCGGACGUUGCGGUGGGAUUCUUGGGCCGGUCAACAUCAAUUAAGGCAAACAUGAUGAGGAGGCAGGCUCAGAUGAUUAGUAUGUGGAGGCUGCUUGCUUUCGGACUGGUUGUGUUUGUGCAAUAUUUUGGCCAAGUGAUGGAGGCAACUCACGGGCAAAUCAAGGUGAUGAAGGAAGAAAAUGAAGUGAUGAAGAUUCGUCCCCCUAUUGGGCCGCCGCCAUAUUGGAACUGUGAGACUAGAGGUUGGAACACAGCGCUGGAAGAUUGGAUUCAACUGCUCAAUGAGUUCAUCCUGCUUAAUUUUAUUUUCCCCAUUUUUAGUCUGUUAAUUAUGAACUUCGUUGCUAUCGUUUUGUUUUUGGUUAUUGUUCAUGAUACUAGGUUUAUUACGUUGACCGAGGGUACGACAAGUUUUGAUAUUGUUAGUGGGGGACGGAUCUAUUUGUUCGACAAUAGCUGCAUUCAGCUAGUCCGUCUGGUGGUUAGCGAUUCGUAUUGCUCCUUCAGGGGUGAUUGUCUCUAUGUCUAAUCGUAGGGCUAAUAGUAGUAGUUGGAACUUGGAAGGUGAAUGUUGUAGUCGAUUUUGGUCACUUUGAAUUUGAUGUAACGAUCAUGAUUCAAUGACGGGGUUUCCUUUUAAAAAAAAAUAGAAGUAUUCCAAUUCACACUUUA
This is a messenger RNA of Cuscuta epithymum, 1023 nucleotides long. The record is from the annotation of a GenBank genome assembly. Lineage: Eukaryota; Viridiplantae; Streptophyta; Magnoliopsida; Solanales; Convolvulaceae.